AUGCGAUUAAAAUUUACAAGGCGACAAUGGUCUACGUUAGUUGUAAUAUCGAUUGCAGACUUUUGUAACGCCAUAUGUGUUGCGUUACAGGCACCAUUUUUUCCACAAGAGGCAGAGAAAAAAGGCUGCACGGCUACAGAAUAUGGGCUGGUCUUCGGAGUAUUUGAGCUAGUUGUGUUCGCCAUAAGUCCUCUUUACGGGGCUCAUUUGAAUCGCUUGGGUCCGAAACUAGUGUUCAAUGCGGGUAUACUGACUACCUCAACAUGCGCCAUUUUAUUUGGAUUGCUGGACAAAGUGGACGGUCACAUACCGUUCGUGACGCUGGCGUUCACGAUACGGAUCAUAGAGGCCCUGGGAAAUGCGGCCUUUCUCACUGCAUCUUUUGCUAUCAUCGCGAAAGAGUUCCCUGAUAACGUGGCUACAAUGUUUGCGUCACUAGAAACUUUCUUCGGGCUAGGGCUCAUAGCUGGGCCCAUGAUAGGUGGAGCCCUCUACAGCUGGGGAGGGUAUUCUUUACCCUUUGCUGUCCUUGGCGCUGCCCUUUUAUGUACUGCUGUACUAUGCUAUAUAACUCUUCCGAAGGCUGCUGAUGAUGAAGAUAUUAAGCCAACUGGACCUACAAUGAUGUCGGUAUUGCGAGUUCCUGGCGUUUUAUUAGCAGCAAUGACUAUAAUAUCUACCAGUUUGAGUAUAGGCUUUCUGCAGGCUACACUAGAACCGCAUAUGAGACAGUUCAAAUUCUCGCCAGUAGUGCUAGGGGUUAUAUUUAUAAUCAAUGGGGGUAUAUACGCGCUGUCUGCGCCGGGCUGGGGCUGGCUGUGCGACCACCCCGCGGUCAAGCCGAAGUACAUCACUAGUAUCGGGCAUAUGUUCGUGGUCGGAGCUUUCUUGCUUAUCGGACCGGCGCCUUUCUUUGAUAUGCCUACAGUAUUAUGGGUAACUAUAUUAGGUUUGAUUCUUCACGGCCUCGGUAUGGGAAGUCUGUUAGUAUCCUCAUUUUCAGACGCUCUGAGCACUGCUAUUUCGAGUGGUCUCCCCAACUCGAUAGAAACGUAUGGGCUAGUGUCGGGCAUGUGGACGUCAACUUUUGCUCUCGGCGCCUUCAUCGGGCCAACAGUCUCGGGUCUCCUCUUUGAUUCUAUUGGAUUUAGAAGCUCGACUACAUUCAUUGUCAUUCUUCAUAUAUGUGUGAUGUUUGUCGUGCUAAUAUUCCUGUGGACGUGUGACCGGCCAAAAAUGGAGGUGUCCGUCUCGGCCGGAGACCUGCUGCAACUUGAUGGCACUCUUGACGAAAGCGUGCUCAUUGGAGAGAAGUUUAUACCCACGACGAGGCCAAAGAGCAGUCGUCGUUACGGCAUUAGCGUGGAACAAUCUAGACCUCCCGCAAUGAACAGUCUCAUAGCGUGCUCCAGCUACAAGAACCGUAGGAGCCCUUGGAGCCAACGCACACCAAGAUACAGACCCUCAUAUGGGAGCCUUGACACUAGGUUCCGAGGCUCUGUGUCUAUCACAUAAUAUAUUUACAAGUCUUAUGUGAUGUUAUAUGCCAGUUAAUCUUUCGUUUUAAAUGUGUAUAUGCCUGUAUGUUUAUAUAUGAUGUUAUGUGUUAAAGCGCUAUUAAAAUUGUUAUUUUUCCAAAUUGAA
Messenger RNA from Zerene cesonia (dogface butterfly), 1644 nucleotides. Its product is annotated as MFS-type transporter SLC18B1-like. The transcript has 10 exons. Bases 1 to 1515 code for a protein of 504 amino acids. The record is from RefSeq and is a predicted model, not a curated record. Gene Ontology annotation, biological process: transmembrane transport. NCBI's taxonomy places the organism in Eukaryota, Metazoa, Arthropoda, Insecta, Lepidoptera, Pieridae. Gene Ontology annotation, molecular function: transmembrane transporter activity.